CAGAUGCCCUCUCGCUGCAGGAAUGCGCUGAACAUCGUGGUCACCACCCUGUUUGCUGCGGUGGUUCUGUUCACCAUCCUACUGGCCUACGUCACAGGUUACCAGUUCAUCCACACCGAGCAGCACCACCUCUCCUUCGGCCUCUACGGCGCCUUCCUCUCCCUCCACCUCUUCCUCCAGAGCCUCUUCGCCUUCCUGGAGCACCGGCGGAUGCGGACCCCGUCCCGGCCUCGGCACCUGCGCCGCUCCGUCGCCCUCUGCAUCGCGGCCUAUCAGGAAGACCCGGACUACCUGAGGAAAUGCCUGCGCAGCGUCCGGCGGAUCUCCUUCCCGGGCCUGAAGGUGGUGCUGGUGGUGGACGGGAAUCGGCCCGAGGACCGAUACAUGAUGGACAUUUUCCAGGAGGUGAUGGGCGGAGCGGAGCAGGCCGGCAGCAUGGUGUGGAAGGGGAACUUUCACAGCGACGGCGGGGAAGGAGGAGGCGUUGCAGCAGGGAGGAGGAGCGCGGUGCACAUGGAGGAAGCGAACCGGGUGGCCCGGCUGGUUAAAGGCCGCCGGUACUCCUGCGUCAUGCAGGAGUGGGGCGGGAAACGGGAGGUGAUGUACACCGCCUUCAAAGCUCUGGGCGACAGCGUGGAUUAUGUUCAGGUGUGCGACUCGGACACUGUUCUGGACCCGGCUUGUACUAUAGAGAUGCUGAAGGUUCUUGAGGAAGACCCGAUGGUGGGGGGAGUCGGCGGGGACGUGCAGAUCCUCAACAAGUACGACUCGUGGAUCUCGUUCCUGAGCAGCGUGCGCUACUGGAUGGCCUUUAACAUCGAGCGAGCCUGCCAGUCCUACUUCGGCUGCGUCCAGUGCAUCAGCGGCCCGUUGGGGAUGUACAGGAACUCCUUGCUGCAGCGCUUCCUGGAGCCCUGGUACCACCAAACCUUCCUGGGCUCCAAGUGCAGCUUUGGCGACGACCGCCACCUCACCAACCGGGUGCUCAGCUUCGGCUACAAGACUAAAUACACGGCGCGGUCGAAGUGCCAGACGGAGACACCCACGCAGUAUCUGCGUUGGCUCAACCAACAAACACGAUGGAGCAAGUCUUACUUCCGUGAAUGGCUCUACAACGCCCUCUGGUUCCACAAGCACAGUCUGUGGAUGACCUACGAGUCGGUGGUCACAGGUUUCUUCCCCUUCUUCCUGGUGGCAACAGUGAUCCACCUGUUCUACCGCGGCCGGCUCUGGAACAUCCUGCUCUUCUUGCUGACGGUGCAGCUGGUCGGGAUGGUCAAGGCCACCUACGCCUGCUUCCUGCGAGGAAGUCUGGUCAUGAUCUUCAUGUCGCUCUACUCUCUGCUCUACAUGUCCAGCUUGCUUCCUGCCAAAAUGUUUGCCCUGCUCACCAUCAACAAGGCGGGAUGGGGAACGUCUGGCCGCAGGAAGAUAGUGGUCAACCUCAUUGGCGCUGUGCCGGUCACAGUUUGGGCGCUGGUGCUACUGGGAGGCGUGGCGUAUACCGUCUACUGUGAAACCCAGGAGCCAUUCAGCGAAAUGGAGAAGGCCUUGUUGAUAGCGGGGACGGUGCUGUACGCCUGCUACUGGCUCAUCCUGCUGGUGCUGUACUUAGCCAUUGUAGCUAAACGAUGCAACAAGAGGGAAGAGCAGUAUCACCUGCCGUACGCGGAGUCCUGAACCGCGGCGGCCGGAUGGCUUCCAGGUUUCUCUGCAGUUGGACUCAACCAGGUGGAGCAAAGACCUGGGAUCUUCAACACUGGUGCUACAAAGUCGAGAAUCUGCAAUCUGAGAGAUGGAUGGUGCUUUCCACUGUUCAGGUCUUAAAGCUGCAUUGUGUGGCUUUUAUUAAAAAAAAAUGGAUUAAAACUGUCAUGAGACAAAAAAUCUGUGAAAAGAUAGAUAUGAUGAACCAAUCAGAGCCAGGAGGCGGGUCUUAGCGCUGUCAAUCAUCCUCAUAUACUGGCUGCUAAAAGGACUAAAGGCAGAAACAACUCAGAUGACAGAAAAACCUUUUAUCCACUGUUAUCAAUGGCUAUGCUAACUAGCUUUAGCAUUCACAACAAGAUCUGCUGAUGGGGAAAAACUGCAGUAGGGUUCAAGCAGG
Molecule: messenger RNA, 2107 nt
Organism: Poeciliopsis prolifica (blackstripe livebearer)
Lineage: Eukaryota; Metazoa; Chordata; Actinopteri; Cyprinodontiformes; Poeciliidae
Gene: has3
Product: hyaluronan synthase 3
Exons: 4
Coding region: 4-1680 (558 amino acids)
Biological process (GO): hyaluronan biosynthetic process; extracellular matrix assembly
Molecular function (GO): hyaluronan synthase activity
Source: RefSeq, a predicted model, not a curated record